AUGGCGCUCCUGGUUGAAUGUGCUGUUAUGCCCCUGGACACAGUAUCAAAUUGGUUUCAAGCAUACUUCCAUAACAAGCAGAUUUUAUACUUGUCAAGUGAACAGUGCCUAUCUGUAAACCAGCUAUCUCUUGAAGAAUGGUUCAAAUUUGGAGAGUUCAACUUUGAUAAUCCUUUUCAUUUCGUUUUUCCCUUUAAGAAUGUGAAAUUGUCUGCUGAAGUGGAACCAUUCAUUCCUCAGAAGAAGGCCCCUGAUUCACUGGUGAUGCCCAUGGCCCUGCCAAAUGAUGGUGGAAACAUCAGUGGUGUUGAGGCAACUCCGAUUCCCAGCUACCUGAUUACGUGCUACCCGUUCGUUCAAGAAAACCAAUCCAACAGACAGCUUCCAGUGUACAAUAAUGACAUCAGGUGGCAGCAGCCUAACACAAACCCUGCCGGGCCGUAUCUGGCUUAUCCCAUUAUAUCUACUCAGCCACCAGUUUCUACCGAGUAUACCUACUAUCAACUGAUGCCAGCGCCUUGUCCUCAAGUCAUGGGAUUUUAUCAUCCCUUCCCAACAGCUUACUCUGCCUCCUUUCAGCCUGCAAGUGCCAUAAACACAGUUACAGCACAAUGCACAGAUCGUCCGGCCCAACCAAGCCAGGCCUUUCCAUUAUGUAGCCCCAGGAGCAGAAGUACCAGCAGAGGAUCGAUGGUACAAAAACCGCCGCCGUCACAACCGCACAUAAAGAGCAAAAGGCCUCCAGUGAAAAACGUUGCUAUCCAGAAGGAAACGAACUCUUCGGGCCCAGAGAACAGACCCAAAAUUGUCCUGUUGGUGGAUGCUUGUCAGCAAACAGACUUCCCUUCAGAGAUUGCCAGCAAAUCCCUGUCGGAGAGCGUGAGUGGUCUGCACUGGAAGCCGAGAGGCAGGCGACGGCGGACCUCCCACCCUGCCGAAUCCUCGAGUGAGCAGGGGGCCAGCGAAGCCGAUAUUGAUAGCGACAGUGGCUAUUGCAGUCCCAAGCACAGCAACCAAGCAGGGGCAGCCAUAUCCAGAAGUGCUGAAUCGGCCGGGACAAACAUCAAAGAAUCAUCCAUACACCCAGUUGGUGCCAGCUGGGCAAGCGUCAGUUCUCAAGCAACUCAGAAGAAGCCUUGGAUAGAGAGAAACUCUUUCUCCAGAGGUGGAAGGCAGCCUGAACCUCAGCACGAUUCAGAGCCUGGCUUUAAAUGUAGAGGUCACAGCACAUCUUCAGAAAGGAAACAGAGUUUGCAGAAGAAAAUUGAGAAACCAGUAAUCACAAGCCAGUCAAACAGAGUAGAGCAGACCCCCGAACUGCUAUAUUUUGGGGAUGAAGAAGAAUUCCCAGAGCUAAAUUGUGAUAGUGGACAUUCUAAAGCUAAUAACAUGCAGCUGAAGCACGCACCCAAAAUGUUGGAUGAUCUACCUGAAAAUUCUCCAAUCAACAUAGUACAGACUCCUAUUCCAAUCACCACCUCUGUUCCCAAAAGAGCCAAAAGUCAAAAGAAGAAAGCUCUCGCAGCAGCACUGGCCACAGCCCAAGAGUAUUCAGAAAUCAGUAUGGAGCAGAGGAAGCUUCAGGAAGCGGUUUCAAAAGCAGCCGGAAAGAAGAGUAAAACUCCUGUGCAGUUGGACUUGGGCGACAUGCUGGCGGCGCUUGAAAAACAGCAGCAGGCGAUGAAGGCCCGUCAGAUCACGAACACCAGACCCCUCUCAUACACAGGUCGGUAUGCCUCACUUCGCCGCUCUGCGUACUGUAAUCAAGUUCUCAGUAAAGAAAUCGAUGAAUGUGUGACUCUCCUCUUACAAGAACUUGUCAGCUUCCAAGAACGAAUUUAUCAGAAGGAUCCUAUAAAAGCCAAAGCAAAGAGGAGACUUGUGAUGGGCCUACGGGAGGUUACCAAGCACAUGAAGUUAAGCAAGAUCAAGUGUGUAAUUAUUUCUCCCAACUGUGAGAAGAUCCAGUCCAAAGGUGGACUAGACGAAGCUUUGUAUAACGUGAUCGCCAUGGCUCGGGAACAAGAAAUCCCUUUUAUCUUUGCCCUCGGACGCAAAGCGCUUGGCCGCUGCGUAAACAAGUUAGUUCCUGUCAGCGUAGUGGGCAUCUUCAAUUUUUCAGGCGCUGAGAACCUCUUUAACAAACUGGUCUCUCUGACGGAAGAGGCCAGGAAAGCCUACCGGGAGAUGGUUUCAGCCAUGGAGCAAGAACAGGAGGAGGCCUUGAAGAAUAUUAAGAAGGUGCCUCACCACAUGGGCCAUUCCCGGAACCCUUCGGCAGCCAGCGCCAUUUCCUUCUGCAGUGUGAUUUCAGAGCCCAUUUCCGAGGUGAACGAGAAGGAGUACGAAACCAACUGGAGGAACAUGGUGGAAACCUCCGAUGGUUUGGAAGCCUCUGAAAACGAAAGAGAAGUGGUGUGCAAGGUUACCACCUCAGAAAAACCCGGCAACGCUAAUGUCGCUGCUGGUAAGCCCUUAUCUCUAGCUGCCGUGGGCCUCAUCGCCACGGCGUCCCAGGGGAAACCGCUAAGUGGGAAGGAGGAAGCGAAGCCAGACGACAACCUGGAAUGGGCCUCCCAGCAAAGCACAGACACCGGCUCUUUAGAUGGCAGUUGCCGGGACAUUUUGAAUUCUUCCAUGACCAGUACCACCAGUACUCUUGUGCCAGGAAUGCUUGAAGAGGAUGAGGAGGAGGAAGAGGAGGAGGAGGAGGAGGACUACUCCCACGAGCCCAUUUCCGAGGAAGUUCAGCUCAACAGCAGAAUUGAGUCGUGGGUCUCGGAGACACAGAGGACGAUGGAAACCCUUCAGCUCGGAAAGACCCUGAGUGGGGCAGAAGACGAGAACGUGGAGCAGAGCGAGGAGGAAGGGCUGGAAACUCCCGAGCAAGUCGAGGCGGUUCCCGACAACGAGGAAUGGACAUUAGACAAGGCCGCGAAUAAAGCCCAGCAGAAACCAAACCCCUGCCCUCCCCUCGAUUCAAAACACACAGACUCAAAUUAUAUGCCGUGAAACUUUAAAGCCCAGACUCAGGAGAAAUUUUUACUAUUUAAAAAAAAGAGAGAGAGAGAGAAACUAAUUGUUGUAAGGAUUGCAGCCAUUGCUUUGUGCGCUUCCUCUCGGCAUUUUGCACUGUGUAACAUUUAAUUACCGUAUUUAAUUCACCCUUCUUCUUCUUCUUUUUCGUAGCUGUCUUUAUCACUUCUCCGUUGAGACCUAGAGUUUGCAUGUGUGAUUAAUAUUUAUUCCUUUUCUUAGAACAGGCUAUGUGCAUUAAACUGUCACUGAGAAUCUUUUUUUUUUUUUUCGUAUGAGGAAACUUAUUUGCCUUCGACCAUUUUUAAGGCAAAACUCUUCUCAAACUGAAAAAAAAAAAAAACCUUACCUAUUUUUAAAGCGUUGACAGUAUUGACCAACAUUGGCUUGCCGUGAACUUCUUUGGGAGGUAUUUGUCCACUGGGUACCUAACAUUAAGCCGGAAUGAUUCUUUUUUUCUUUUGCUCAGACUGUUAAAGUGACUGUAAUCAGAAUGAAAAUGUGUUCUGGGGGGGAAAAAAGGGCUAGAAGGAUGUAUAUGAAUUAACUAAGUGCACCUUCUUAGUAGUAUUUUAUAAUAUUUAAGUAAUAACACUCCUGAAGAACUGGUUGCAGUUGGCUAAAACCAUUUUGGCUGGGUACUUUGGUGGAACAUCACUUAGCAGGUACUUUGGUAAUGGAAGUACCUGUUUACUUUCCAACUGACAUUAUCCACGUAGUCACUUUGCCCACAAGCCGGCUGCCAAAAGGGGACCUCAAGCUUUCCUUGCUUGCUUUUCUUAAUUUCCACUCUGUUUCAGUUACGCCGUGUUCUGCUUCUUAAUGCUUUCACUGAUCUCAGGAAUGUUACUAGGAGUUCAUACAUGCCAUGUAAAUACAAAAAAAAGAAAGUUAGAAUCGGUUAUCGAUCAUUUAACAUACAAUGAAAUAUGAAGCUUGGGGCGGUUCGUUGAGGGAAGGGAAGGGAAGUUGUUGUUUGGCUCAACUUACUUUUUCCCCCCUUGGGGUUGGUCUUGGUGGGAAGGUGGACUCUCUGAUCAUCUAACAGUCUGUCUCAUUUGGAAGUAAAUUUUCAUAAACGCAAGAGGUAGAAGUGGCUUUAUGGUAGGGAAAAUACCCUUUGUCUUGUGGAGUUUCAGAGCGGGUGAGAGAUAAAGAACCGGUUUUAAAACGACUUGCUUAAAUUUUGCAUGCCUGUUCUGAGUUUUCUAAGCACUCAUUUUCACCAAACCAAGUUGCAUAACGGCGAGGUUGGGAGGAAGGUGGGAUGGGGCAGUGAUGGUUUGAGGUAGUGCAGGAAGACAAGCUUUAUGAAAAAUAGGGACAUCCCCAGCAUUGUAAAAUAUUUCAUAGGUCAGUUGCUCUCUUAAUAGUUUGGGACCAAUAGCGAUCACAUUUGAAGCUAGUAUCUUUACUUCUAAUAAGAAUAAGCCAGAGGAAAUGUUUUGUAAUUGUGUGUGCGUGUGGUCACUUAGUGCUAAGGAGUGUAGCAGAAAAGACAAGUUUGAAUGAUUAGCUCUUGUACGUGGAAUUAGUAUAUGAUGAAUAGGAAAAGGACAGGGGUAGCCUCUGUAUCCUUUGCUGAUUGUCCACAAGUGGAAAUUCUUUCCUUCCGAAGUGCUGAACAACCAAAAUGACUCCUUCCUCAGUAGAUGUUGUCUUAAAUGUCUCUUUCCUUUUUUAGAACCUGAUUUGUCCCUUGCCAGUUUGCAUAAAACCCAGUAGAUAAACACACACACACACACACACACACCCUCUUCCCAUUGUUACCUCUUUCAAAUCCAGUCAAAAGCAUUCCGGUGUCCCUUGUCUGGGACGUCACGUGUGAAUGUGCUGAUCUUCAAACUUCAGCAAGCCUCUUUUAGGACAAACAGCGUACCGUUGGCUGAAGCCGCCCGCCCUUUAUAAAGGGUUCAUUUUGGGGGUUGGGGUGGAGGGGGGGGCGAGAACCAAGUUGAGGGUAGAAUGUGUCUAUGAAGUGUAUUAGAUUGUACUCUGUGUUUAACGUGCUUCCUUGUCUUUUGUCGUCUUGCGAUGCGGUGAGAUAUUAGCACUUCUGUUCACCCUUUCGAUAGCUGAUCCAUCGUCCUUGAUGUUCCUUCUCCGUAUCUUCAACUUCCUUAAACCGGCACAAAUGGAUCUUUUUUUUUUUUUUUUACAAACGGGGCGGAUGAUGGGCCUGUUUUUGCACUUCUAUUGGGGCCAAGCUCAGCAGUGUUUCCUCUUCCUUAAAACCAGUUUAAUUAAUUUCACUAGAGUUAAUGGCAAAAGGGGAGGGAAGGGGAGGGAAGGGCGACACGUCUGAUGGGUUAGAGGAAAUAAUCCUAAGCGCUUCCAGUAUUGGCAUAAAAAGAGCUGCCACGAGGCGGAGGGAGAACACAAGGUGGGCUGAUGCACGAUCAUCUGUGGAGGGCCAAAAUAAUAAAGUGGGGUUUGUAGGUUAAUUGUAACAUGUAUGCCUUUAUCUUAACAAAAAUCGAUUGCAAUACUUGUAUUUCUCCCCUGUUAUAUGCCCCCGUUCCCCGGCUUACGUUUUAAAUGGCAUGUUUUUACAAACUUUGAGAUUGGUGUAGUGGUUGAUCGGCUGUUUGGGGUUUUUUAAAAAGAAAAAAAUUGGAAAAGAUUCUUUUGAAUGAUGCACUCGUAUGUAUUCUGAACACCUCACUGGGAUAUAACCUUAGAUUCUUCUUUGGGUGGGCCUAUGCAGUGUAGCUAAAUCCCAUUGUCAACUGGAAGCUCUUAAAUUUUAAUGGCAGGGUGGGGAGAAGGGGGGGGGGGAGUCUCAAUUUGAAAAGCUGCUGUCUAUUGAAAUUGUCGUAAUGUAUGUAUGUGUUUGUGGGUGUGCGCGCGUGUGUGAGAAAUUGUGCCAAUUAAUCAAGAUGCUCGGUCAAUUUACCAGAUUUUAAUCACUAACGGAACACUUUUUUUAAAAAAAAAAAAAAGCCAUGAAUGGAAACUGUACAGCUUGGUGCCCAGUUUAGUCCUACACAAACAAUAAAUCUUAAAACAAUAAUUUGAAAAAGAAAAAAAAAUCAAUAUAAGGGGGCACAGCCUGAUUAAUGUUUAUAUGUGGUUAAUGUACUUUUAAAGACUGUACUUCGGUAAUGCCUCUUAAUCUUUGACACCUGUACACUAAAUGUCAGUAACAUCUAAAGUUUAAA
Messenger RNA from Notechis scutatus (mainland tiger snake), 6197 nucleotides. The record is from RefSeq and is a predicted model, not a curated record. Lineage: Eukaryota; Metazoa; Chordata; Lepidosauria; Squamata; Elapidae.